Messenger RNA from Drosophila serrata, 5665 nucleotides. It is a transcript of the gene Kdm2, whose product is annotated as Lysine demethylase 2. The record is from RefSeq and is a predicted model, not a curated record. Gene Ontology annotation, molecular function: DNA binding; zinc ion binding; protein binding. Lineage: Eukaryota; Metazoa; Arthropoda; Insecta; Diptera; Drosophilidae.
CAGCUCAUUUUCCGAAUUAUUUAAAUUUUAAAUUUUAUUGUUGGUGGAAAGAAACAUCGAUGACUUAGAAAAUUCGAAAAACAUCGAUGCAUCGAUGUUUUCAUCGAUGUUUUACUUACCUCCGCAGUCGCGUCGUGGGAGUGUGUUUGUGCGUGUGUUUGUGCCUGGCCGUUCAAUUUGUGUGAACUUGGAGCCUGGCCGAUAGAGCGAUUCCGUCGAGUGGAACCGAACAGAGAAAAAGAGAAUCGCACACAAACAUUCAGAGGCAGCGAUGUCCACCGCCGUUGAAACGGGGUCGUCGCCUGCCAAGAGCAACAACAACAACAAUAAUAGCGGCAGCAACAGCAGCGGCAAUGGCAAUCCCAGUCCAAAUGCAAAAGGCGUGCAACGGCGUCAACUGCGAGAGCGGAAGCAACGCAAGCUUUACCUAGAUGAAUGGUCGCUGGGUGAUGAUGACGGCGAAGGAACGCGGGGCUUUAGCGUCGCCGAGAAGCUGGAGUCCUCGAAAUUCGCACAGGCUGGAAUGGUGCGGGAGAUGCGGGGCAGCGAUCUCACCGUGGCAUUCCUGCAGCAGCACGGCUUCAACAUACCUCUGCUGUUCCGGGACAAGGCCGGACUGGGCUUGCGGAUGCCUGAUCCGAACGAGUUCACAGUGAACGAUGUACGGCUGUGUGUAGGCUCCCGGCGACUACUGGAUGUGAUGGACGUCAAUACGCAGAAAAACCUGCAGAUGACGAUGAAGGAGUGGCAGCAGUACUACGACAGUCCGCAGAAGGAUCGACUGCUCAAUGUGAUCUCGUUGGAGUUCUCGCACACACGCCUGGAUAGGUUCGUCCAGAGCCCUGAGAUCGUGCGCCAGAUCGACUGGGUGGACGUGGUAUGGCCAAAGCAGCUGAAGGACGCCCAGCGGGAGGGCACCAACCUGCUGGGCGGCAUGAUGUACCCCAAGGUGCAGAAGUAUUGCCUGAUGUCGGUGCAGAACUGCUACACGGACUUCCACAUCGACUUUGGCGGCACUUCGGUGUGGUAUCAUAUUCUGCGUGGCAGCAAGGUUUUUUGGCUGAUACCGCCCACGGAUCGCAACCUGCAACUGUACGAAAAGUGGGUUCUAUCUGGCAAACAGGCGGAUGUCUUUUUCGGCGACACCGUGGAGAAGUGUGCUCGUGUAUAUCUCACCGCCGGGAAUACCUUCUUCAUACCCACCGGAUGGAUUCAUGCAGUCUAUACCCCCACCCAGUCGCUCGUCUUUGGCGGGAAUUUCCUGCACUCGUUUGGGAUUGUUAAGCAACUGAAAACGGCCAGUGUGGAGGAUAGUACGAAGGUGCCACAAAAGUUCCGCUACCCCUUCUUCACAGAGAUGCUCUGGUACGUCCUCGCUCGCUACGUUCAUACGCUUCUGGGACACUCACACCUUACCGGGGAGCCUUCGAUGAACGAGGAGGAAAUGGCAGCUCGUCCGCACACCCACCUUACGCAUCACGAGCUCUUUGGGCUUAAGGAAAUCGUAAUGUAUCUGUACGACUUGCCGCCGCAAAAGAAAAAUGUGCCCAGCUUGGUCCUGGAUCCCGUGGCACUGAUCAAGGAUGUUCGAUCGCUGGUGGAGCGGCACUGCAAGGAUCAGCAAGAUCUCGCCAUCACAGGCAUCUCCGUGCUAAAAGCCCCGUCCGGCUCGCAUCCGCCCUUUCUGCUGUAUGAUCGCACUCGUGUCAAGCAAGAGAUCAAGCAGGAGAUCGCGCGCAAGAAUGCCGAGGUGAUACGCGAGCAGCAGCAGCUGGAGGCUGGCAGGGCCAGGGAGGCCGAGUCUGAUGCAUCGCAGUCGACGGGAGCAGGAUCGGUCAUCGGCAUGGGUGCUGGCAUUGAGUACAGCAAUGGAGUGAUGAAGAAAGAGCAGCAGCUGGAAAACGGCACUGCGUCAGCAGCUGUCGCAGGCAAUGGGUCACAGCCAGAGGCCACCUUUGUCCUGCCUACGGAUACGCUUAAGUAUCGUCCGCCCAAAAAGAUGCAUCUGGCCAAUGCUGUGGCCGCUGCAGCCAGUAGCAGUAGCAAUAGUAUUGGUGGCAGCAGUGGUGGAUCCGGUGGGAAUGUUCCAGGAUUAGGCGGCGGCUCUGCUAUUGUGGGAAGUAGCCAUAGUCCAACAAACGGAGGAGGAGUGGCACCUGCAGCUGGUACAGGCAGCGGAGCCAUCAGUGUGAUUGCCACCUGCUCCAGCUUCAGUGAUGGUGGAGGGACAGCCAGCCUGGAUAACUGCCCAUCCCCAGGAGAGGGUGGGGCCAAGCUAUCACCCAAUCUAACCGGCACCGGCCAACCCCGCAGGCGUCGGACGCGCUGUAAGAACUGCGCCGCCUGCCAGCGCUCCGAUUGCGGCACCUGUCCCUUUUGCAUGGACAUGGUCAAGUUCGGUGGCCCGGGGCGGGCCAAGCAGACGUGUAUGAUGCGCCAGUGUCUGUCGCCAAUGCUGCCGGUCACGGCACAGUGCGUUUACUGCCAUCUGGAUGGUUGGCGACAAACGCCAGUGUCGCCGCAGACCAAACAGCUGGCCACCAUCGAUGGACCAUCGGCACUGAUGGAGUGCUCCGUUUGCUACGAGAUCGCGCAUCCAGAUUGUGCCUUGUCUCAGCUAGACGGCACUGAGGACGCGGCGGAUGCCAAGGGUAUUGUGAACGAGGACCUGCCCAAUAGCUGGGAGUGCCCCAGUUGCUGUCGUUCCGGAAAGAAUUACGACUAUAAGCCUCGUCAUUUCCGCGCCCGUCAAAAGUCCUCUGAGGUCCGCCGUGUCUCUAUAUCUCAUGGUCCCGGUGGAGCAGUCGGUGAAGGCGGUCACCAGGAGGGAACGCCUUUGCUACCGCCUCCGGUGGGCCAGUACAAUGACUUUGUCUUUACCAGUGAGUCAGAAAUGGAGUCAGCGGGGACAGCAGCCGGCGGUCAUAUGACGCACUGGAAGCACGGAUUGAAGCGCCACCAUCAGCUGGAGGUGAAAACGGAGCGCAAUAACAGCUGUGACACUCCAUCACCGGGAAUCUCACCGAAUGCCGUAGGCGGCGGCGAGUCCAAAGUAGGAAAGCGGCGCAAGAGCGACGAUGGCACAAGCGUGAGCAGUAGUAUGCACGAGAGCAACGAUGCCCCAUGCAACUCCUCGGUAGAUGGAGGAGGCGCUGGUGGAGGUGCCAAUGCUAAUGCAACCAACAAUCAGUGGAGUGGCAGCAGCGGGGGCGGUGGUGGUUCGCGGAAGAAAAACUCGAUACGCUCACAGCUCGCCCAGCAGAUGUUGAACUCGUCGUCUCGCGUGCUUAAAAAGCCACAGUACGUCGUGCGACCAGCAGGAGGAGGGUCCGGCUCUGCUUCAGCCAGUGGCAACGGCGGAGGAUCUGGCGGUGCAUCCGGCACUAAUGGAAUGAGCAAUGGAGGCAACCAAGGCGGAGCCAACUCCAGUGGCAAUGGAGAGCGCGCCACUAAUAACGGAGGAUUCAGCUCAAACAACGGCCUAGGAAAUCAGCAUCACAGCUCUGGCCAGAAUCUGGCACUGGAUCCUACCGUGUUGAAGAUCAUCUUCCGCUACCUGCCACAGGAAACGCUCGUCACAUGCUGCUCGGUGUGCAAGGUGUGGUCCAACGCCGCCGUCGAUCCCGAUUUGUGGAAAAAUAUGAACUGUUCGGAGCACAAGAUGUCUGCGUCACUCCUGACCGCUAUUGUUCGUCGCCAGCCAGAGCACUUGAUCUUGGACUGGACGCAGAUUGCCAAGCGACAACUGGCCUGGCUGGUAGCUCGCCUGCCUGCGCUUAAGAAUCUCUCGCUGCAGAACUGCCCCAUCCAGGCAGUGUUGGCGUUGCACACCUGCCUCUGUCCGCCGCUACAGACGUUGGAUCUGAGUUUCGUGAGGGGAUUGAAUGACGCCGCCGUAAGAGACAUUCUCUCGCCACCCAAAGAUUCGCGACCGGGACUGAGCGACUCGAAGACCCGGCUAAGGGAUCUCAAGGUGCUAAAGCUAGCGGGAACCGAUAUAUCCGAUGUUGCUGUGCGCUACAUCACCCAGAGCUUGCCACACUUGCGACAUUUGGAUCUGUCCUCUUGCCAGCGGAUCACGGAUGCAGGCGUGGCACAAAUUGGCACCUCAACCACGGCCAUUGCGCGACUCACAGAACUCAAUCUAAGCGCCUGCCGCCUGGUGUCGGAGAACGCCUUGGAGCAUCUGGCCAAGUGCGAGGGUCUCAUAUGGCUGGACCUACGCCACGUGCCUCAAGUGAGCACCCAGUCGGUUAUCCGUUUCGCAAGCAACUCCAAGCACGAUCUUUGCGUCAGGGAUAUCAAGUUGGUGGAGCGCAGGCGCCGCACCUCAACGACAAUGGCCAGGAGCUGGCACCACGACUGAGCAACUGGCAGACGAGGGCGGGUAGGCCCUUUUAAAGUUAAUGUUACGCAUUAGGACAGGAUAAUUCUUUUUAAGACCCAAUCCUCGAAUCUAAGACCCACGAUUCCACGCCCGAUUGCAAGCCAAAGAGCGUCGUCGAGCCCAUUGCAUUGCUAGAGGUUGUUCCUAAAUGCUUAGCUCAUGGUGCAACUAUAUAAGGUGAUCUCAUCGCGAGAACAGCUGUGGAGAGAAUUAUUGUCCUCAAAAAGCCUGAUGCUAGCACCUUGUAUAAUUUCACCAUAUAUUAGCUGCUGGAUUGGAUGUCCGCUUCAGUAUGUUUGUCCGCUUUUUUUUUAUAAAUUGCCGGCCAAUGACGAGUGGUGCUUGGCGGCACCGCUCAUGGUAUUGCAUUGAACUGCAUUCUGGUUUCAAAUUUUUGAUCAAUGGCCAUUCUAAAUAUUUUCAUUGUGAUUGUGCGCUAUAGUGCAUUCCAAUCAAUCCUAAUUGCAUAAAAUGUGAUGCUUCAUAUUUUUGUAAGAUUAAAAUUUCCCUUUUACAAGAAAGGACAUCUUCAAAAGUGCAAAUAAUAUUGUUAGUGGUUUCAAAUGCAAUUUUUAUUAGUAUUUCUACAAUUAUACACUUCACAUUAUACAUUCAGUUCUUUCUUACCAAAUCCUCCACUUGUUUCGAGGCAGUGCAAAGGGCUGAGCUUCGGUUUUUCCGAAGGUACAUAGAUGGUAGCAGUAGCACCGUUUUUUUCGAGGUAACGCCCAUACCCUAAACUCUCGGAUCUAGCGUAGUGAUUAAGAUUAGCAUUCCCGCGACGAUAGUAGCUACAUUUAAUCAGUGUCAUAUAUGUAAGUAAGCUGGCAGAGUUGGAGGGAGAGCCGCACUAGGUGCACACAACCCAACCACAUCCAGCUUAAGUAGAUUCAGCUCGCAGCACAGCAUCCAAGUAUCACAGACAGAAGAGCAGUGCGUUUCGGAACGAUAAGAGCCUUGGCAAUCCUUUAAAAAUUGACACAAAUUUGGCCUUAAUCUUGAUGCAAUUUAAAUUAGCAACCUUGCAGCACUUUCGCCAUACAGUUCCGACUCGCACUGCCGGAGCGCUAAUACCGCACAUACAGUCGUUAAGUCAGCCGAACCCAUCCCAUCCUACAUCCUCCGCUCCAGUAGCUGUUAAAAAAUAGUGAUAACGUGGCUAAAAUCUAUAUAUAUAAUUGAGAGUGUGUAAGAAUUAUGCAAGUAAAUGCAUAAAUAUAUAUUAAUGUUUUACAUAAUUACAACAUUGCAAAAUAUAGUAUAAUGUUUCAAGAACAA